Messenger RNA from Cicer arietinum (chickpea), 2289 nucleotides. Its product is annotated as zinc finger CCCH domain-containing protein 17-like. Gene Ontology annotation, molecular function: metal ion binding; protein binding. Lineage: Eukaryota; Viridiplantae; Streptophyta; Magnoliopsida; Fabales; Fabaceae. The record is from RefSeq and is a predicted model, not a curated record.
CCAUAUGUUAUAAGUUUUGACCAGAUUUCCAAACCCUUGUUCGUUCGUUCCAACAAUACUCAGAAUUCAGAUUUUGAAGUUUUUCGCUACUCAGGUUUGCUUCUUAGAUAAUCUAAGAAUUUCGUUUUUAGGUUUCACCUCACUCUGUUACCAUUGAUCAUCGUCGAUCAUGUUGUUCCCGACGAAGCGUUAUGCGCUUCCAAGGUGCAAAUUUAGGGUUUCAAUUUUGGGGUUUCUUUUCAUUCGUUUAUUAGGGUUUUCCUGAACGCCAAAGCAUUGCUGAUCGACGUUAAACUAAUGGUCUUUCUUGCAAUUCGGCUAUGGAUUUUGGCUUCUAUGCAGUUGAAGUUCUGCGAUAUAGUUUAUUAUCAAAGCAAUUGCAUUAUGUGUUUGAGGUUUCUUUUAAUUUACUUAUUAGGGUUGUUGGGAUCAGAAAUACGGUGAUUCGGGGUAACCUGGAUUCGGUGAUUCUGUUAAGGAUUUUUGCCUCUACUCAAGAUGUUCUGUUAUGUAGUUUUUGUUUCUUUAUUCAUUGUAUGUAAACUUUAUAAUUGGGUAUUAUAAAGUUUGGUAAUGGACAAUUUGGGAUGAGUAACUAUACGCGUUCCACGGCUGCUUGUUUUAGUAUUGGAUUGUUGUUCAUUGGAUAAGUGGCUGAUUUGGGAUGCUAUUGCAUUGUUGGUUGUUUUCUAGAGCAUCAUCAUGGAUAUGAAGGUGGCAAGGAGUAGUAGAACUGAUCGAGUCAUUGGAAAAACAUGCUUCUAUUGGCUUGCUGGGAGAUGCAACAGAAACCCUUGUAGGUUUCGGCACAGCGAAACACCUUUGCCUUCUACAACAGCUUCUCACAGUGUCGAUACUGGAUACUGUAAUGCAAGGAAGCGCCAUUUCUUAUCCGAGUCUGAGAAUGACCCUCAUGAUCAUAACAAAAAGGCAGUCUUGAAGAGAGUCAGUGGAGAAGGCAGAGAUAAGACUCAAAUUGUUGAUGCUUCUCGGACUCUGUCACCAAGUAUAUGCAAAUACUGGAUCAAUAGCAACUGCGUGCAUGGUGAUCAGUGUCGGAAUAUACAUUCAUGGUUUUCUGGCGAUUGGUUGUCCAGAUUAGCAAAGCUUCAAGGACACAAGAAGGUUGUUUCUGGAAUUACACAUCCAGUUGGAUCAAACAAGCUUUAUUCUGGAAGUACCGAUGGGACACUUCGGACAUGGGACUGCAAUACUGGUCAAUGUGAUAAUGUGAUGAAUCUUGGUGCUGAAGUCACAUCUUUGAUCAGUGAGGGCCCUUGGAUUUUUGUUGGUCUGCCAAAUAUUGUCAAGGCAUGGAAUAUUCAGACUGCAUCACAGUUUAAUCUUGAUGGACCUAAGGGUCGAGUCCUUGCCAUGGUUGUUGGCAAUGAUACACUAUUAGCUGGAGCAGAGGAUGGCAUAAUUUCUGCAUGGAGAGGCAACUCUGAACCCGGUUCUCCUUUUGAACUGGUUAUGUCAUUAUUGGGUCACACUAAAUCUGUGGUUUGCCUUACCAUUGGACGCCACAAGAUGCUUUACUCAGGAUCAAUGGACCAAACCAUUAAGGUUUGGGAUCUUGACACAUUCGAGUGUACAAUGACACUCAAUGGACAUACUAAUGUUAUUACAUCCCUUAUUUGUUGGGACAAUUACUUGUUAUCUAGUUCAUUAGACCAUACUAUUAAGAUCUGGGCUGCCACUGAAGAGGGACCUUUGAAAGUGACAUAUUCACAUAGUGUAGAAAAUGGUGUUGUUGCACUUAGUGGGAUGACUGAUGCAGAAGGCAAGCAUAUAUUGUUAUGCUCCCGCAGAGACAAUUCUGUUUGCCUGUAUGAAUUACCAUCAUUUUCUGAGAGGGGUAGAUUGUUUGCUAGACGAGAAAUUGGAUCGAUAGAGAUCGGUUCUGGUGGACUCUUCUUCACCGGAGAUGGUACUGGCUUGAUGACUGUCUGGAAAUGGUUGGAAGAGCCCAAGUUAGCAACAUCCUCCUAAGUCAUGACAAAGAUAUAUACCUAUUGCUUUCUUCCACCAACUACCUUGCUGAUGUGCACUGAGUGUUCAUAUUAGCAGAGGAGUAUAUGAUCAAUUAUACUCCACUAGCAUACUUUUGACUCAUGAUCAUUUGUACAGUUGGUGACACAAGUCAAUUUAUUUUGAUCUAAUCAUUAAGCUAAAUUGAUUGAAAAAAGAUGUAAAGUUUCAAGUAUUAUAAAGCUAUUCUUUUUGUAAUAGCGACUAACAAGGCCUCUUUAGAGAGCUUUAAAAAAUAUUGAAAUGUGCAUUCAACAA